CGGCGAAGCCACUGCCAAACCCUACUUCAUCUCUCGCCUACGGAAAGCCAUGCUCGCACAUCCAGAUGGUCGGCGUAUCCUCCGCGAUCGUCCGCGCAUCACCAGCCAAACGAUCAGUCUAGAGAAAUUACGGACAUUUCCUGAAAACAGUGUGGGAAGAGCUUAUGCAGCUUGGCUAGAUCGCGAAGGUGUCACGCCGGAUACGAGGGAUCAGGUUCGGUAUAUCGACGACCCUGAGGAGGCGUACGUAAUGCAGAGAUAUAGAGAGACACAUGACUUCACGCAUGCCAUCACGGGCUUGCCGGUGAUUAUUGAAGGAGAGUUGGCGAUUAAGGCUUUUGAAUUUACGAAUACGUUGUUGCCGAUGACGGGUUUGUCGCUGGCUGCUGUGGUGAGGUUGAAGGCUGUGGAGAGGAAACGCUUCUUUGACAUUUAUCUGCCUUGGGCGUUGAGGAAUGGGCUGAAGGCGGAGGAGGUCGUAAAUGUCUACUGGGAAGAGGAAUUGGAAACAGAUGUGGGGGUGCUGAGGAAUAGAUUGGGGAUCGAGAUGCCGCCAGAUUUGAGGGAGAUGAGGAAGGCGUUAAGGGAGGAGAGGAAGCGGGAGAGGAUGGAGAGGGAGAAACUUGGUGCAAUCAAAGAGGCUUGAGAGAGCACUGGAUCCUUCUCAUGCUGAUUGAAGCGAGGGAAACGCUGGACAAGUGAUCAGCGUUCAAAGUCAGAGCAUUGAAGCAUUCAACGAGAUCGAGCGAUGCAGGAAGCCUCUGGAUACCGAAGGACUACAUGUGAUAAAGCUGCUGUGCUCAAAAUACUACCAGUUCGAAGUCUUUUGGGCCUCACUGUCACGCUUUUCCGCGACUGUCAAACGGAGAGAUAAUGCACCCCUCAUUUGGAGCCAUCUUCAGUUCCUGCGUUUCGAGUGCUGCAAGAUCACAGCUCGGCUGAUUACUUCAGAAUGCAGGAUCAGAUGGCUCACCACGGAGACACCAUGCUGAAUUCAGCGAGCGCGCUUUGCUUUGAGUACGACGAGGGUUGUAUGGUGCUAUCGACUAGACAUCUGGCAACGCAUGAUGAGGCAGGGAGAAAGAGGCACGCGGAGCUCAAAGCAUUGCUGAUACUUACCUUCCUCGCGUAGACGCUUUUUUGCCUCAUCGGCAUUUGCUUCCACCGUCCCCUCUCAAAAGCAACUCAGAUGACAUUCUUACCACAACAAUAUUACUCGCAAGAUUCAUCUAGCAAGUACCUCAGGCCUUGGUCUCCAUGAUCUUGUCCUCGCCUUGGGCUUCCAAUUCAUGAUGCACUGCGCCACCUUUCUCCUCCUCACUCGGGACUCCUCCAUCACUUCCCGCUUCAACAUCCUUACGUGGCAACGUUCCCUUCAUUCCAAUCUCCGCUGAGCCAAGCUUAUCAGCAGGAUCCCUAUAAGAUGGUACAAAGUUCACCGCAAAUGGAUAUGCCCAAGCAAGCAAGAAGAACGCUAGCGCAACAGACAUCGCGCGUGCAGUCCCGACUUGAUCUGCGGCUGCGCCUAGUGCUGGAGGUACCACAGCUCCACCACAGACUCCUCCCACGAUCCAGCCGGACCCACGCUUGCUAUGACGGCCAAGACCGCGCAUGCCGAGGGCUACGAUGGUGGGGAAGCAUAUGGACUCGAAGAAUAGGACAAUAUAGAGCAUUGCAAUCCCCGCGUUUCCAUGUUUUAGCCCGAUUGCUGGCGAGACGAAAACGAUACAGCUGUGGGAUUUGACCAGCCAAGAAAAUCCAUCUUGGUUUGAAGUAUUUCAUCAAUGCCACGCCGACGAAACGUCCCAGAGUAAAAGUCCCUUGCGCACCUGCAAGAAGUCUCGACGCUGCGACAUCGGAUCUCCCCGCUUCGUGGGCGUAAUUGAUGAAAUACGAGGCGAUGCCGACUUGUGCGCCCACGUAGCAGAAUUGUGUGAAAGCCGCGUGGAAGAGUCGGUGCUGUUUCCAGAAAGAUUGUUCAUUGUCGCCAGCGUGAGUUUCCUCGACUUGGUAAGCCAUGUCCGCAUCUGUGAUUUCUGGAAUCGGGGAGAAAUAAAACACCACCGACAGUCCAAACACAAAACACGCAAUGGCGAGAUACACCCAUUGCACCGUCUUCAACGAAUCCGUAUUAUCAUCCACCUUCUUAAAAAAGACAUACGACCCCAACACCGGCGCCACCACAGUCCCCACCCCAUUAAACGCCUGAGAAAAAUUGAUCCGAAUCUCCGCAUACCUCGGCGGUCCACAGACGGUAAUAUACGGAUUCGCAGCCGUCUCGAGCGAGCCCAAACCAUUUCCAAUGAUGAAAAUUGCCGCGCAAAACCCUCCAAACGACUUGUGCAGAAUGCACGGCCACGCCACGAGGGCUCCAAUGCCGUACAAACACAAUCCCCAAAUGAAGACGACUUUGUAGCCGUAGUGGCGUAGCAGCCAGUUGGCGUGGCCCAGAGAUGCGAGUGGGUAGGCGCCGAAGUAGGCGGCUUGCAAGCCGGAGGAUCGCGCGCGAGUGAUUCCGAGGGUGUUUUGGAAGUGUUUGUUGAGGGUGUCGAGGAGGCCGUAGGAGAAGCCCCAGAGGAAGAAGAGGAUUGUUACUAGGCAGA
This is a messenger RNA of Sphaerulina musiva SO2202, 2603 nucleotides long. RefSeq names its product coenzyme Q biosynthesis Coq4. Gene Ontology annotation, biological process: ubiquinone biosynthetic process. The transcript has 3 exons. Gene Ontology annotation, cellular component: mitochondrion; mitochondrial inner membrane. Bases 50 to 646 code for a protein of 198 amino acids. NCBI's taxonomy places the organism in Eukaryota, Fungi, Ascomycota, Dothideomycetes, Mycosphaerellales, Mycosphaerellaceae. The record is from RefSeq and is a predicted model, not a curated record.